This is a messenger RNA of Tigriopus californicus, 2401 nucleotides long. Its product is annotated as TRPL translocation defect protein 14-like. Gene Ontology annotation, molecular function: phosphatidylinositol binding; phosphatidic acid binding; GTP binding. The transcript has 9 exons. The record is from RefSeq and is a predicted model, not a curated record. The coding region runs from base 830 to 2227 and encodes 465 amino acids. Lineage: Eukaryota; Metazoa; Arthropoda; Copepoda; Harpacticoida; Harpacticidae.
UCAGGCAAGUAACAAGAUCAAAUCAUCCAGUGUUUUUCAAUUACCACUUCCUAAUGAAUGUCCCGAGUUCCUUUGUCUGAAUGGAGCCAUAACAACACCUAAUCGGAUGCGCAGCCUGUCCCAUCUCUGAGCAUUUGUUCCUCUCACAAACGUGGUCAAGCGGACAGCUUUCCAAUCUACUUCCGAAUGAAUUUGUGCGUUGCGUUGUCCUGAAAUCUUCUUCAUACACAUGACUUCAAACAUGUCUUGGGCCUGAGACUCGCCAACGCAGAGAAUGUGGGCUAAUCCGAAGCACAUGACGGUGGAAAUGGGCCUGUAAUGUUGUGGAUAUCCCCUCGUCUCCUCAUGUCCUAGGUCGUUAUUAUUACGCUGUUGUCUUUCUCAUUUCCAUCCCGAUUUUUGGACGAUUCGGAAGCUUUCCCCGAAUACUGUUCGAAAACUCGGAGGUGUCAUUCGGACGAGAAGGUCGAACAGAAAUCGGGAACCCUCGAGUCCGUAGAAAUCUGAUUAUCGUACUCGUACGUAGUUUGUACAUAUGUACAGUACGAUCUUCUAGUCCUCGAAAUUCCCCAUUUUCCUCGUUCACUUCCAAGUUAGAAGGCUUGAGAAGGCUGGAAAUUGGAGGGCACCACCAACCCCGAAGACCAUGGUACUAGAGAGUCUGGCCUUCAUCAAUCUCAAGGAAGUGUUCGACACGUCGGCUUUGCCCAUCUCCUGAUCCCCAGGAUCCUCAUUGUCUUGAUCCAUUCCGUCCCUUCAAGCGCCAUCCAUCGGCAAUCGAGUUCAUAAGUUCAUAACGAGACAUACCACAUUUGGCGAUCGAUUCAUCAUGACCAAGACUAUUAAAAGAGAGAACACCAUACUUCUGUCCCACAGUGGACACAACCAACCCGAGCGAUUCCUUCAGGGUGUCCGACCUCCCACUCGAGUUUACAAGUUGGUUUUGACAGGAGGACCAUGCGGUGGUAAAACCACGGGACAAGCUCAAUUAGCCACGUUCUUUGAGAACAUUGGAUGGAAAGUUUACCGCGUCCCAGAAACCGCCACGGUUCUCAUGUCGGGAGGAAUUGCUUUUGGCGAGCUCAACGAAGAGCAAGUGAUGAACUUUCAGGAGAACCUGAUACGUGCCAUGUUGGCGUUGGAGGAUACGUACUUCUCCAUGGCUCAAAAGAGCGGCCAGAACUGUCUGGUAAUCUGUGAUCGUGGAACGAUGGAUGCGUCCGCGUUCAUUUCCAGACUGCAAUGGGAGGAAUUACUGGAGAAACUCGAUUUGGACGAAGGCCAUAUUUGUGAAGGUCGAUAUGACCACGUUAUUCAUAUGGUUUCCGCCGCCGUGGGAGCCGAGGAUUUUUACACCUGUGAUGACCACGCCGCCCGUUUUGAAGGCAUUGAAUUAGCCAGAGAUCGCGAUCAACGAGCCAUGGCCGCGUGGACAAUGCAUCCUUACGUGGACAUUGUGGACAACAGGAUCGAUUUUGAUAACAAGCUCAAACGAUUGGUGGAUAUUGUGGUACGGAGAAUCGGGCUGGAAAUCGGUGACCAGUUCAAGGCCAACUCCCGGAAAGUCAAGUUUGUGGUGAAAGGUCCUCUUCCUUUUGACGAGGAGUUCCCUUCCUUCACUGACUUUGAAGUUGAACACCACUACUUAAGGAGUGGCAUAGCUGGCAUUCAAUCACGCUUGAGGAAACGCAACCAUCAAGGCCGUCACACCUUCACUUGCACUGUGCGAAGGCCGGAGAAAAAGGGCCAAAUCAUUGAAGAGAAGACCACGCUCUCGAAGAAGGAUUAUGAAAAUCUGCUCAAUCACGCAGACGAAAGGCAUAUGCCCAUUUUCAAGACCAGAAGGUGUUUUCUGUACCAAAACCAACAAUACCAGCUGGAUAUCUACAGGGAUCCUUGCCAUCCACGUUGCAAAGGCUUGAUGUUGAUGGAGACCUUCACCACUUUACCUUCGGCUGAACUGAAACCUCAUCUGCCUCCGUUCCUUCAAGUUUCGCAAGAGGUCACGGGGGAUCCAGCCUUCUCCAUGUUCAAUCUGGCCUUAAGGUCUGAUUGGACGGAGAAGUCUCAUCACUUUUGUCAUCGUCUGAGUCUGACGGCGUCAACGAUCCCGGAAAACGACACUGAGAGGCUCAAGGCCCAGACAGAAGAGGCCCAGAAUGCUCAGAAGAGAUUUGCAGAGACCUUCGACCAAUAUUCAAGUGACUAUUCAUCAGGUGGAGAGUAACAACAAAGCUCGGGGCUGGCUUUGUUCUGCUGACAAGAUCCUGAUUUGGAGGACGCAUCCCACCCAAGAGGAUACACCAAAAUACGUAUUUUUAUCUAAGAAAUGGUGAUGGGAAUACAUAUCUCUCUCCGCGAGAAGCUUGAAUAGACGGAUUGGACUUGGUUCCGACACAAA